Messenger RNA from Parastagonospora nodorum SN15, 942 nucleotides. RefSeq lists its product as hypothetical. The record is from RefSeq and is a predicted model, not a curated record. Bases 1 to 942 code for a protein of 313 amino acids. The transcript is spliced from 5 exons. Lineage: Eukaryota; Fungi; Ascomycota; Dothideomycetes; Pleosporales; Phaeosphaeriaceae. Gene Ontology annotation, cellular component: membrane. Gene Ontology annotation, molecular function: molybdate ion transmembrane transporter activity. Gene Ontology annotation, biological process: molybdate ion transport.
AUGGCGCUUCUUCCCAAUAUACCUGCUAAGCGAUACACAGAUGAAAAGGGUCUUCCAGAGGAGACUGUUGCAUUUCUCUUCCUCAUUGGAUUUGUCUCAGCCGGUAUAUCCGCCUCCUUUGCUGGCAGCUUUGCGGAUCGACAUGGCCGCCGGACAGCUUGUCUUGCUUACUGCGUCAUCUACUCCUUGUCCUCUUUCACGCUGUUGAGCGACAACAUAUACGUACUAUUCUUUGGUCGCAUUCUCGGAGGCAUCUCUGGAACUCUACUUUGGAGUGUCUUCGAAAGCUGGCUGGUGGCAGAGUUCAACAAGCUCAUGUUGGAAGAGGCAGAGGCAGAUACAGCUAUGAGUGCCAUCUUCAGCUUGAUGACCACUUCUAACACAUGUGUCGCGAUCGUCGCUGGUCUGAUUGCCGAGUGGCUAGUACGAACCACCGGAACUGCGAAAACACCAUUCAUGCUAUCAGCAGGUUGUCUCUCUCUGGCGUUCUUGGCCAUCACGAAGUACUGGGGAGAGAAUUACGGUGCCAGCAACCGCGCUUCCGCGGAGGGUGCAGCGCUUCUGCAACAAGAAGAGGCGGAAGCCAAGCAGCCGCCAACUUCCACUCUGCGAUCGAUUCUACGGGGUGUCCUGGUUCUUGCGUCUCUCUGCUUCUUCAUUCCCGGGCACGUUCGAGAUGAACGCAUCACCCUCUGGUGCUUCUGCAUCUUCGAGCUUUGUUGUGGCGCUUACUACCCUGUCAUGGCGUCGCUAAAGGGGAAGCUCGUUGACGAUGGCUUACGAGCUAGUGUCUACGGCAUGCUUCGCAUCCCACUAAACGUGUUUGUCGUGCUUGCACUAAGCACAACCAAAGAAGGUGAGGCGCACCGAGAUUUAGUGUUUAUAACGUGCAGUGCGCUCUUGAUCGUUGCGGCAAUUGUAGUUCACAAGGUCCUCGUGUAA